This is a messenger RNA of Nomascus leucogenys (northern white-cheeked gibbon), 1395 nucleotides long. The record is from RefSeq and is a predicted model, not a curated record. Lineage: Eukaryota; Metazoa; Chordata; Mammalia; Primates; Hylobatidae.
ACGCACAGCGUGUCGUAGGCGUUCGAAGCCGUAGGCUCCCGCCCGGCUUCCCGGGACGCACAGGGCAGGCGCUGGGCGUGCGCAUGCUCGGCAGGCGGGGCCGCUGGAGUCUCCAGGCGCUGCAAUCUGUUGCGCCGCCGCCCGCGGGAGCCGGCAGAUCCGGGUCUUGUGGCUAAGAGUGACGUGGUCACUCGAAUCAAAACAGAGGAGGGGGAGGAAGCCGGCGGCCAGGAGCGGCAGUGGCAGCAGCGUCCGGAGUAGCCGCAGCCUUCUGGAAGCUCCAGGCGGUCUUUCUGCCGAGCCUCGGUCCCGGCCCCCAUCCUCCCCGCCCCAUCGGUUAUUGUCUGGGCGGAUUUAAACAGUCAAGUAAAAUCAAGCUGGGUAAUCAUGGCAGAAGGUGGAUUCGAUCCCUGUGAAUGUGUUUGCUCUCAUGAACAUGCAAUGAGAAGACUGAUCAAUCUGUUACGGCAGUCCCAGUCCUACUGCACAGACACAGAGUGUCUUCAGGAAUUACCGGGACCCUCUGGUGAUAAUGGCAUCAGUGUUACUAUGAUCUUAGUGGCCUGGAUGGUUAUUGCAUUGAUCUUGUUCUUGCUGAGACCUCCUAAUCUAAGAGGAUCCAACCUACCUGGAAAGCCAACCAGUCCUCAUAAUGGACAAGAUCCACCAGCUCCUCCUGUGGACUAACUUUGUGAUAUGGGAAGUGAAAAUAGUUAACACCUUGCACGACCAAACCAACGAAGAUGACCAGAGUACUCUUAGCCCCAUUAGAACUGUUUUUCCUUUUGUAUCUGCAAUAUGGGACGGUAUUGUUUUCAUGAGCUUCUAGAAAUUUCACUUGCAAGUUUAUUUUUGCUUCCUGUGUUACUGCCAUUCCUAUUUACAGUAUAUUUGAGUGAAUGAUUAUAUUUUUAAAAAGUUACAUGGGGCUUUUUUGGUUGUCCUAAACUUACAAACAUUCCACUCAUUCUGUUUGUAACUGUGAUUAUAAUUUUUGUGAUAAUUUCUGGCCUGAUUGAAGGAAAUUUGAGAGGUCUGCAUUUAUAUAUUUUAAAUAGAUUUGAUAGGUUUUUAAAUUGCUUUUUUUCAUAAGGUAUUUAUAAAGUUAUUUGGGGUUGUCUGGGAUUGUGUGAAAGAAAAUUAGAACCACGCUGUAUUUACAUUUACCUUGGUAGUUUAUUUGUGGAUGGCAGUUUUCUGUAGUUUUGGGGACUAUGGUAGCUCUUGGAUUGUUUUGCAAAUUACAGCUGAAAUCUGUGUCAUGGAUUAAACUGGUUAUGUGGCUAGAAUAGGAACAGAGAAAAAAAUGAAAUGGUUGUUUACUAAUUUUAUACUCCUAUUAAAAAUCUCUAAUGUUAAGGAAACCUUAAAUAAACAUGAUUGAUCAAUAUGGCA